Molecule: messenger RNA, 1680 nt
Organism: Syngnathus typhle (broad-nosed pipefish)
Lineage: Eukaryota; Metazoa; Chordata; Actinopteri; Syngnathiformes; Syngnathidae
Gene: pip4p2
Product: phosphatidylinositol-4,5-bisphosphate 4-phosphatase 2
Exons: 8
Coding region: 28-921 (297 amino acids)
Biological process (GO): phosphatidylinositol dephosphorylation
Cellular component (GO): plasma membrane; lysosomal membrane; phagocytic vesicle membrane
Molecular function (GO): phosphatidylinositol-4,5-bisphosphate 4-phosphatase activity
Source: RefSeq, a predicted model, not a curated record
AAAAUUAAAAACUCGAAAGGCCGUGGCAUGACGUCACCCCGGCCCCGCCGCUACUCUGUUGUCGGACGGACCUCCGGAGAAAACAGCCGAGCCACCCCGCAAGCCACCCACGGCAAAGGGCUCGGGUCCUCCGGCCUUGCACCGACCAUGGCCUCUGACGGCACGGACGAGCGCUCGCCGCUGCUGUCCACUCCCAACUCGGAGAACGUCACCCCCAACGCGCCGCCCUACCUGCACGAUCCCAGCCCCCGAGCGGAACUGCCUCCGCCGUACACGGCGAUUGCCAGCCCGGACGCAGGCGGCGUCCCUGUCAUCAACUGCCGCGUGUGCCAGUCGCUCAUCCACCUUGACGGCAAGCUGCACCAGCAUGUGGUCAAGUGCACACUCUGCAACGAGGCCACCCCCAUCAAGAAUCCGCCCACCGGGAAGAAAUACGUCAGGUGCCCCUGCAACUGCCUGCUCAUCUGCAAAGACACUUCCAGGAGGAUAGGAUGCCCGCGACCCAACUGUAGACGCAUCAUCAACCUGAGCCCGGUGAUGGUGAUCCCUGAAGAGCAGCCGGCCCAGCCUGCCCUCCCCGUGCAGCCCGAGGGCAUGCGGGUGGUCUGCGGUCACUGCGGCAACACCUUCCUGUGGCUGGAGGUGCGCUUCAACACGCUAGCCAAAUGUCCCCACUGCAAAAAGAUCUCGUCUGUGGGCAGCGCGCUCCCUAGGCGGCGCUGUUGUGCAUACAUCACUGUCGGGAUGAUCUGCAUCUUCAUCGGCGUGGGAUUAACAGUGGGUACUCAUAACUUUGCCCGCCGCUACAACGCCACGUACGUGUCGUGGGCACUGGCCUACCUAGUGGGCGUCAUCUGUUUGGUGCGGGCGUGCUAUUGGGGCGUUAUCAAGGUCAGCUACCCGGAGAACAGCUUUGCUUAGAUUCUAAGCCUUAGAAGGUUCCCGGGACUGCCCCUCUCGCCUUUUUUCUCCCCACAUUUGUUUUCCUCUCUGUGAACGAGCAAAUGGAGACAAAUUGCAAAGAAUAACAUUUUGCUUGCUGCACUACAGGUUUUAUUUUUAUUCAAAUGUGAAUUUGAGGUCGUUUUUCUGCCCGUUAGUGACCAGCUGAAGCAAGUUGUGCAGCUCAUCCAGUUUUCAUUCAUGUUGUUUGUGGGAUAAAAAUAAAUCAGAUGACCAUUUUCAUGCAUGGGUGGCACCUAUGCAUAGCCUUCUGCUGUCCCUCGUGGUUACCUACCAUACGUACUUUGUUAUGCAGAUGAAAAGUUCGGACACGAACGUAUACGGGCAGUUUCGCGUGUCUGCUCUGAAACUCCCACGUGUGCCAACAUUUGCACAGUAAUGCUCGAGUGUCUUUCUGUUACUUUAUUGUCGUCUGUUUGCUUUUAAUGAAGUUAUUUCUUUUUUUUUUUUUUAACCUCCCACUGUUUGCUUGUUUUCAACCGGUUUGCGUUGUGUCCAUCACAAGAAUUCGCCUGCCGCCCAUGAACAGUUUUUUCAAGAAUGUAGAAGCCUAAAGUAGCGCUCAGCAUCCUGUGGCACAUCCUGCCCACGAGGUGGCAUUUCUUUUGAAUGUGACCUGAUGAGCGAAACAACAUGAAUGGAUGUACAUAUUGUGGAAGGCUAAGUUUGGUUCUUUUAAUAAGUGAUUAUUUAUCAAUAAAAAGAUGAACAAAUGUG